This is a messenger RNA of Aspergillus novofumigatus IBT 16806, 3332 nucleotides long. RefSeq names its product KR-domain-containing protein. Gene Ontology annotation, molecular function: fatty acid synthase activity. The record is from RefSeq and is a predicted model, not a curated record. Bases 12 to 3332 code for a protein of 1106 amino acids. Gene Ontology annotation, biological process: fatty acid biosynthetic process; secondary metabolite biosynthetic process. The transcript is spliced from 5 exons. NCBI's taxonomy places the organism in Eukaryota, Fungi, Ascomycota, Eurotiomycetes, Eurotiales, Aspergillaceae.
GGAUCUUGAAAAUGGACAUGCAUCAAGCGGAGAAACGAGCGAGUCAGAGGCUUCUUGGCUCACGAGCCCCUCAGAGCAGUGACAAUGAGCUAUCAUGGACGAGCUUUCUCGACUCAAAAGAGGAUCCAUGGCUCUAUGACCAAUUACUGUUCGGCAGCAGGACGUUUCCAGUUGCUGGAUACGUAGCAAUAGCGGGCGAAUGUGUGCGGCAGCUGUCAGAAUCGAAGUCGGAGUGCUUCUCUAUGAAGGAUCUCUCCAUUAGUUCUUCUCUAGUUUUCGAUUCAGACGACAAGCUUGAACUUCACGCGAAGCUUCGACCUCAGGGCCUGGAUGAGGAAAAUAGACAGUGGUAUGAGAUUGAGAUUGCUUCCCGCAAUGGAGGCCAAUCGAUCGGGCUGUGUACCGGUCUGGUAGCAAGGGACGCUGUUCUCGACACAAAAAUGUUGCAAGAUCUUACUCAGAACGGAGAUUCCCACUGGCCAGUCAGUUCAGACUACUGGUAUGAUAUGGUCGCAGAUCGUGGCAUCGAGUAUGGUGCCUCACAGCGUGGCCUCAGCGAUAUCUCGGUAGACUUCACAGAGAACAAAGCGAGUGCCACAAUUAUGCCAAUGCUCGAUACAACGGACUCUGCCGCUCAUCCAGUCUUCAUCGACCACUGUUUGCAACUCUCGAUGAUCGCAGCUUGCAAAGGCCAAGGUCGGCUCUUGGCCGAUCUCUCUGCUAUAACAUCGAUCCAGCACCUUGUCGUCUCCAACAACGCGUGGAGCAAACUUAGAGUCAACAGCAUGGUGAACCCAGGUCGCCUUCAGAAUUCGACGUGCAACUUUUCUGCUGUGAAUGAAAAUGGUCUCCUGAUCCUGAGUGGACAGUGCAACCUCACCCCAAUCCCCGACCUGGAACGGCAAACAGACCGCAAGCUGUUUUCUUUCAUCAAUUGGGACACUGAUUCAACUUACCACAACUUGAAUCAGUUUUUGGCACCCUUUCAGUCAGAUCUAGACUCAAGUGUUGUCCUCGAGCGCUUAGCUCUACUCUAUGCUCUGCGGUCAGAGGAUAUUGGCGCACAAAGCCAAACAUACUCGAAGAGAAUUCUGAAGAUGAUUGGCACCAGGAGAAAGGGAAGAUUCGGUCUAGUACCCGAUGUAUCUCCUUUUGUUGAGUGUGGGCCCAGCAGCCGUACAAAGCUUAUUAAAUUGUUCAAGACUCAAAUAAGCGAAACAGAACUCUCCUCCCUCAGUCUUGCAUUGGAAAGGUGUCUCACAGACAAUACACCAUUCUCGGGAAGCGACAGCGAGAGACAGCUGCUACUUGAUCAAUUACAUCCGCUCGUUCGGAACAGUGGGACGCUAUGCGAAUCACUUCGGCUCCUAGCUUAUAAGAAUCCGAAGCUGAAAGUCCUUGAACUAGGAAGUGGCGCGAAAGACAGCACAAAUCUAUUGCUGAAGGCUCUUCGAACACAAUUUGAUGAGCCAUUGUAUUCCUCCUACCUGUCCGCUUCGACGUCACUGGAUUCUACGACCAACCUAAAGGAGAGUCUCAGGGAAAACGGCAAUGUUCAACCGCUGAUUUUCAACGCCGAGAAAAGAAUUGAAGAGCAAGGAUUGAAGCCGGGAACUCAUGAUCUCAUAAUCAUCACAGACUUUGCGGCAUUGGGGAGCAAUGCAACAAUUGGUGCAAAAAACCUCAAACAACUGAUUAGUCCUCAAGGACAUGUAGUACUGCUCGAGGGCGUUCCAGAACCGGAAUGGUUAUUGGUACUGAAGGACUACAUAACCAAAGAGUCUCCAAAUGCGUCAACUGGGUCUAAAACCAAGUCUUCUUUUGAAGAUGUGUAUGCGGCACUGACAGAGAAUGGUUUCGUAUUUGGCAAUCAGGAUAAUGACUCGACCCCAGCACCCAAAGUCUUUGCGAGGGUGAAACAACCUGUGCCCGAAACUUCGUCGGAAAUUACGGUUGUCGGUCCGGCAUAUCAUCUUCCUCUCAUUCGCGAAAUUGAGAAGACCUUCGGGGACCAUAACAUAAAGUGCGUGAAAAGCACGAUAGAUGGCGAUAUACCACCUAGCCGGGACAUAAUGGUGUUUGUCGACUUCGACGAGCCAUAUCUGUAUAACAUCACGGAAGCUGAACUGUCUAGAUUUGUUAAGCUUGUAUCAGGCAUGAAAGGCAAAAUGAUCUGGGUUACCCCAAGUGCCCAGAUCUAUUGCAAGAAUCCCAACUCAUCAAUGAUACUCGGCCUGAUGAGAACAAUUAGAUCUGAAUUCAAAAAGGACAUUACCACGGUGGAACUGGAUCCGAAGCGCACGAUGAAUGUCAGCCUGAGCAAAUCGCUCCUCAAAAUAUACGAAGGCCUCAGCCGUCGCAGCAAGUCGAAAGACCUCGACCCAGACUACGAAUACGCGAUUGUUGAUGGAGAGAUCAAGAUACCAAGGCUCCAAUGGACAACAGCUGAAGCAGAGUAUGCUAAUCUAGCCGCCCGCCCUGCUGAAAACGAUUCUGGUUCCCAAAACUUCAGCCCUAUGACCGCUAUGGAUCCCGAAUCUGUCCGUUGGAGGACUGGGGGACUCGGUCGGAUGAUCUCGACCUGGAUGGUAGAGAAUGGGGCUCGGAACAUCAUUUUCUUUUCUCGCUCUGCGAAGGAAGGUUCUGAGACUACGCCGUUUUUUGACAGACUUCGAGCCCAAGGGUGUACGGUCACACCAUUUGUGGGCAGUGUCACAAAUCAGCCAGAUGUAGAAGAAGCCAUUAAGCAAGCGACGGCUCCAAUCGCUGGCGUUAUUCAGAUGUCGGCUGUUAUGCGGGACAACUUAAUGUCACAGAUGACAUUCGAUGAGUGGCAAACGUGUGUACAGCCAAAGGUUCAAGGCACUUGGAACCUGCAUCACGCUACCCUUUCUGCUGACCUAGACUUUUUCUUGCUUUUCUCCUCGAUCUGCGGCAUCACAGGCCAAUGGGGACAGGGAAACUACAACGCGGCAAACUCGUUCUUAGACGCAUUUGUCAACUACCGUCAUGGCCAGAAUCUUCCAGCCUCGGUAAUCGACAUUGGUUUCAUGGGGAGCAUCGGUAUGGCAGUGAAGAGCGGAGCUCUCAUGAAGAAUUUGAAGAGGAGCGGUUAUUACUUUCUCAAUGAGCGACACCUCAUAGAUGCCUUGACUAUAUCUUUUGCGCAUUCCCGUCCUGGAGGCGAUCAACUCAUGCACCGAAGCCAACUUGGUCUUGGUAUAAGGUCGAGGAAGCCGAUGGCCGCCCCUACAUGUCGGGUAGCUUGGAAGAAAGAUUCUCGGAUGGCUAUAUCACAUCACUUUGAACCUAUUGGUGGAUCUGAACAUUAG